Messenger RNA from Ailuropoda melanoleuca (giant panda), 1468 nucleotides. It is a transcript of the gene ANAPC10, whose product is annotated as anaphase promoting complex subunit 10. Gene Ontology annotation, cellular component: anaphase-promoting complex. Gene Ontology annotation, biological process: protein K11-linked ubiquitination; anaphase-promoting complex-dependent catabolic process. Bases 164 to 721 code for a protein of 185 amino acids. NCBI's taxonomy places the organism in Eukaryota, Metazoa, Chordata, Mammalia, Carnivora, Ursidae. The record is from RefSeq and is a predicted model, not a curated record. The transcript is spliced from 5 exons.
CUCCAACUUGAUCUCGUUGAGAAAGCCGGGCUGUCCUGAGUGGGAGUGGCACGGAGCUGCUCUGUAUCCUAAAAAGCUGGGUUGCGGCACGUCGGUUCUGUGAGCUAAGAUGCUCAGAUCCUGGUAAAAUGUGGAUAUUCUUGUUUUCUACAUAGAAUAAAAAAUGACCACACCAAACAAGACACCUCCUGGUGCUGACCCUAAACAGUUGGAAAGGACUGGAACAGUACGGGAAAUUGGGUCACAAGCUGUUUGGUCACUCUCAUCUUGCAAACCAGGAUUUGGAGUGGAUCAGUUACGAGAUGACAAUCUUGAAACUUAUUGGCAAUCAGAUGGCUCCCAGCCUCAUUUAGUAAACAUCCAAUUCAGAAGAAAAACAACAGUGAAGACAUUAUGUAUUUAUGCAGACUACAAAUCUGAUGAAAGCUAUACUCCAAGCAAGAUCUCAGUCAGAGUAGGAAAUAAUUUUCACAAUCUUCAAGAAAUUCGGCAACUUGAAUUGGUGGAACCAAGUGGCUGGAUUCACGUUCCCUUAACUGAUAAUCAUAAGAAGCCAACUCGCACAUUUAUGAUACAGAUUGCCGUUCUAGCCAAUCACCAAAAUGGAAGAGACACCCACAUGAGACAAAUUAAAAUAUACACACCAGUGGAAGAGAGCUCCAUUGGUAAAUUUCCUAGAUGUACAACUAUCGAUUUCAUGAUGUAUCGUUCAAUAAGGUGACCUUAACACAGAACAAAAAUCAUUAAACAUAUCUUUGUUUUAUCUUGUCAGUAAAUAUUAUAUCUGGAAUCUUUUGAAAAAAGCAUCAGUUAUUUUGCAAUUUUGUAUGCAUUGAAGAGUAUUUUAUUGUAACUUUAAUAAAUAGAUUUUGGGUCAUAUAAUUUUUAUUUUCUUGAACAUAUAAUGAAGCUCACAUAUUUUACAUUAUUGAAAAAGGAUAUGAAGCCAAUCAUUAACUUUUUCAUUAUAUCAAAAGAAAAACAAUUGAACUGAAAAUUUUAAGAGAUAACAUAAUUUUUUACUAACUGAUUAUUUGGUUUAUUGCAUGUUUGGGAACAAUACUAUGUUUCAUAAAUAGAUACUGUCUUUAAUAGGCCAAAAUUCUUCUCUUUUUUUUUCUUUCUAGAGGAAGCUUAUUCUUUUAAUACUGGGCCUUUAAAAAAACAGUGUCAAAAUAGUCUUGGCAUUAGGUGUCUUAUGAGAACCAUUCUGAUUUGGAGAAUAUACUUAAUUGUGUUGUAAUUACUUCCAUGAAAUACUUCUAAUGCCAGGGUUCUCUAUAUCCUAAUAUUGGGUCAGAGAUUACCAGUAUCAUCUGCUAUUUAUCCCAGUUCUAGUGCUGCUUAUAGAAGAGUUCAAUUCAAAUUUGUGUCUGACACUGAAGCACUCCUUGAGGGAUAAUGUGUCUCAUAAAAAAUUUUUAAAAUGUAUGAGAUUGUUCUUUGUAUAUAAAAAUAUUUUAAAGGA